Messenger RNA from Babesia bovis T2Bo, 1189 nucleotides. Its product is annotated as putative integral membrane protein. The transcript has a single exon. The record is from RefSeq and is a predicted model, not a curated record. NCBI's taxonomy places the organism in Eukaryota, Apicomplexa, Aconoidasida, Piroplasmida, Babesiidae. Bases 372 to 890 code for a protein of 172 amino acids.
AUCGCACAUUUAGACGCCACUUCUUCUAGCUACCAUUGGAAGGAUUUAUAUUGAUACUUCAUACAUGCUAUGAGGUUCAAAAGUGGCGUUUAUCAUUAUCGGGGUUAAAUCGGAUGUACUGGUUGUGCCACAGGCAUAAGAAGAACAUUUGUGGAUUCAUUCAGGGCGUUGUUAGCGCCUAAAUGUGCUAGAUGGUGAAUAUCAUAUAGGUCACCGAUGAAAUGCACUUCCAGUGUAAUAUAUGGUGGUAAGGUUGAUGGCUCGACAACUAUGGCAGGAUACCAACUGUAUUGAUAAGUAAUUGUCAUCUUAUGUUAAUCUAAUCAUGUCACUGAUAUCUGAGUUGGUUGUCUACAUGUGAGAAGUUAAAAAUGGGUUUUAUUUGGAACAUUUUCGGUAAUGUUGCAUCAAAUGUUGCAUCAACCGCCAUAGAGGUGGCGUCAAAGAUUGCUCCGACUACAACAGAAACUAUAAUUUCUGGAAUUUCAGGCCCAGUUAUAGAGGAUAUAUUGAAAGAUUUAAGCGAGGAUGUUAUUACUGGUAUAUUACAGUCCCCAACUCUUGUUGCACUUUACAAGGAAAAUCUACCCAGGAUCAUCGGUACAGUAUGGUAUCGCUAUAUAGUGCCUAUGCUUUUGGUUAUGGUUUUUUGUGUUAUAGUUCUAUAUUGCUUAUACUCUUACAGGAUAGUUGCUUUUUUCGUAAAGUUGACCUACCCAUUCCUAAGGCACACCUACAAAGCCAUGUACAGAUUUGUAGCAUCCGCUGUUAAACAACCAGAAAGUCCUUAUUAUGGUCUGCCGGGGUAUACAAUAGAAGGUAUACCUUCGUAUCUCCGAGGCACGGGCAAGAUGUAUCCUGCUGGUGCAUUGGGUAACCCAUUAAAGUGAUCUACCGUAUGUAUUUAUCAUUUUCAAAGCGAAAUAUAGACAAAGUUCUAUAUCACAAUCUGAAUGGUCGGCGAAAAGCAUGCGCCGCUCAAGAAUCAGAACACCAACUAUAAGAGGGCAAGAAAACGAGGACAUACCGUUAGUUGCCCAAUUCUCAUCAUCCCCUAUUGUCCUAUCGGAAUUAUUAACAAUGUGGACUUAGGUCGGAUAUGAAUCAUGAACAUGAUUGUUGCGUAUCCGCAUCGACAAAGCUUUGAUGCUGGGCAACAUUAUGAUGGUGAAAUAUGCCAUUGAACUGU